CCCUCUUCUUUGCCUGUUACGGGAGCAACAGCAGUAAGGCGGUCGGAGACUUUUUUAGGAAGCUGUAUUGUUUUGUAAACUCAUCUCUGCGUCCUAGCGUCGCCAGAAGCGGAAGCAGGUGGUUUCUUGGCAGGGUGGUGCAGGCAGCAGAGUCAGGCUCAUGAAGUGGCAGCCCCUGACCCGAGGCGAUAGGAGAGCCAAGGAGCAGCUGUUAGCCAAGAUGGCGGUGGCGGUAGCUGCGACGAAGUUUUGGGGGCCAAGUCGAGGCCUGGGCAGGGCCGGCCUACUGCUUCUGAGGCGACUUGGGGCUCGGGGAGUGGCCUGCUCUAGGUGGACAGGAAGGGUCUUACUACCACCAAGAAGGAAGAUCUAGGAGUGGAGUGCAUCCUUUGGACCCAGGAUCCCUGCACUGAGAACCUCCUAGACCCAGGAGACAGACAGCUGUAACACUGGAGCCAGCGAGAAGCAGCAGCAGAGGCAGCAGAACCAGGAGACCAGCAGGAAACCUGCAGGAGAUGGCAUGCACCCCAGGAGGCAGCAGCAGCAGCAGUUCUCAUCCCUGGAUGAGAAACCCCAGUUCCCAGGGGCCUCGGCAGAGUUUAUAGACAAGCUGGAAUUCAUCCAGCCCAACGUCAUCUCUGGGAUCCCCAUCUACCGCGUCAUGGACCGGCAGGGUCAGAUCAUCAACCCAAGCGAGGACCCUGAGCUGCCCCAGAAGGAGGUGCUGAAGUUCUACAAGAGCAUGACACUGCUCAACACCAUGGACCGCAUCCUCUACGAGUCCCAGCGGCAGGGCCGGAUCUCCUUUUACAUGACUAACUAUGGCGAGGAGGGGACGCACGUGGGGAGCGCAGCUGCCCUGGACAGCACGGACCUGGUGUUUGGCCAGUACCGGGAGGCAGGUGUGCUGAUGUAUCGGGACUACCCGCUGGAACUGUUCAUGGCCCAGUGCUAUGGCAACGUGAGCGACCCGGGCAAGGGGCGCCAGAUGCCCGUCCACUACGGCUGCAAGGAGCGCCACUUUGUCACUAUCUCCUCUCCAUUGGCCACGCAGAUCCCUCAGGCGGUGGGGGCGGCCUAUGCAGCCAAGCGGGCCAACGACAACAGGGUUGUCAUCUGUUACUUUGGCGAGGGGGCAGCCAGUGAGGGGGAUGCCCACGCCGGCUUCAACUUUGCUGCCACACUUGAGUGCCCCAUCAUCUUCUUCUGCCGGAACAAUGGCUAUGCCAUUUCCACGCCUACCUCUGAGCAGUACCGCGGGGAUGGCAUUGCGGCCCGAGGCCCUGGGUAUGGCAUCAUGUCAAUCCGUGUGGAUGGCAAUGAUGUGUUUGCUGUGUACAACGCCACGAAGGAGGCCCGGCGGCGGGCGGUGGCCGAGAACCAGCCCUUCCUCAUUGAGGCCAUGACCUACAGGAUCGGGCACCACAGCACCAGUGACGACAGCUCAGCCUACCGCUCAGUGGACGAGGUCAGCUACUGGGACAAGCAGGACCACCCCAUCUCGCGCCUGCGGCAUUACCUGCUGAACCGAGGCUGGUGGGACGAAGAACAAGAGAAGGCCUGGAGGAAGCAGUCCCGCAAGAAGGUGAUGGAGGCCUUUGAACAGGCUGAGCGGAAGUUGAAGCCCAACCCCAAUCUGCUCUUCUCGGAUGUGUAUCAGGAGAUGCCCACCCAGCUCCGCAAACAGCAGGAGGCCCUGGCCCGCCACCUUCAGACCUAUGGGGAGCACUACCCCCUGGACCACUUUGAGAAGUGAGGCUGGGCUUCCCCACGCCCCACCCCGCUCCAGCCACCGUGAGAGGUGGCCCCACUCUGCAGAGGAAGAAGAGCUGGUGGGACACCACUGGCCCUACUCCCCGCCAGCUCCCUGCAGAAUACUCGAGGGGCCAGGGCAGCACCUGACAUGUCCAUUGGGGGGCAGUUCCCGCUGCUCACCCUCUGGGAGCCCUCUCCCUGCUCCUUCAGGCUGUUACAUUUACAAGGGCGAGGGCGAGGGCUGUGUUCGCAGCAGUCACUGAGCCCCCAUUAGCCCCUCCUUGCUGGUUGUUACAGUGCCUUCUCCCAGGCCAGGUGAGGCACCUGAAGGACUAGGGCACCUCUGGCUGGGGUGGUCUGGCCUGGUGGGUUGACCUGUGGAACUUAGAAGCGGUCAGCAGAGAUCAUGAAUAAACAGUGUCUCUGCGUUUGGCUCUGUACCAUC
Molecule: messenger RNA, 2200 nt
Organism: Loxodonta africana (African savanna elephant)
Lineage: Eukaryota; Metazoa; Chordata; Mammalia; Proboscidea; Elephantidae
Gene: BCKDHA
Product: branched chain keto acid dehydrogenase E1 subunit alpha
Exons: 10
Coding region: 521-1756 (411 amino acids)
Biological process (GO): branched-chain amino acid catabolic process
Molecular function (GO): oxidoreductase activity, acting on the aldehyde or oxo group of donors, disulfide as acceptor
Source: RefSeq, a predicted model, not a curated record